Messenger RNA from Didymosphaeria variabile, 816 nucleotides. RefSeq lists its product as uncharacterized. The coding region runs from base 1 to 816 and encodes 271 amino acids. NCBI's taxonomy places the organism in Eukaryota, Fungi, Ascomycota, Dothideomycetes, Pleosporales, Didymosphaeriaceae. The transcript has a single exon. The record is from RefSeq and is a predicted model, not a curated record.
AUGGCGCAACCAGAAGAAGACGAAUGGGAGUACGAGUACGACGACAAUGAGACGGAAGAUUUCUACAUCCCUGUCGACCUAGCCAAUGUCCCCACAGUUCAAGGCGCUCUCGGUAUUGGUGGCCCAACCCAAAAAGGUCACCCAACGCUACUUGCGACCAAAUUGAGGGCAAUCACCACCGAGCGGCGAGAGGCCGAGAGCAACUUGGCCGUCCAAAACGUCGAAGACUUCGACGAGUCGGUCCGUAAGAUCCAGAUAAUAGGUCUUCACACGGAGAAUCCUCUCAUGAUGUACAACGAUCAGCUGCUCAGUUGUGAGUGGAACAAGAUCAUUGGGACGGACCUCAUCUUUGCAAAGCCGGGCGCUCUUACUGGGGAUACGAACGAACCGCUGCGCUCUUUGCCCUCUGUAGAUCUUGUUGCAAUGGGUUCUGCGAAAUUGGUGGCUAGGGUUGCGCGGAUGCGACCGAGGGAUGAUCUCUUUGACGAGGAUUCGAAAGUUGAUGAGCAGACCUCAGCUGAAGCGAUGGACACUUCUGGAGGCGAUGAGCGCGUUUCUGCCACCGAAGCAGCCGGCGAGGUUGCGCCUGUACCGGCAACUGCGACAGAAAGUCAAGCGGCCAAACCGGAAAUUCGAACGACUCCACCGGCAUCUUCGAGCUUCUUGGGACAGAUCAACGCGGUAAAAGCUAGGCGCGGAGAGGCCUCACGCUUAGUGUUGUCCACCACGCCUGACGGAUCGCGACUCGUAGCUGCAAGGGAGAGUGCGCCUUCCGCAGAAACAGCAGACGAGGAUACCGCCAUGGGCGGUGCGUGA